AUUUUUCCAUUUCUAUUGGGUGAUCAGGAAAUAUAUGAACUAGGUGGAAGGAAAUUUGCAUUUCAAAGUGUAGGGCCUUUGGGUUGUCUUCCAUGGAUGAGGGCAAUAUACAACUCCACAGGUGAAUGUGUCGAAUUUCUCCAAAUUCUAGCAACCAUGCACAACAAUGCUCUAGCAAAAGCUGCUGAGGAAUUAGAAAUCAAGCUAUCUGGAUUUAAGUAUUUAAUAUUUGAUUUCUUCACCUCACUCAUGGAUAGAACAAAUAACCCCGCAAAAUACGGUUUCAAGGUGGGUGACAUUGCAUGCUGUGGUGGCGGAGCAUACCAUGGCGCGACCGCUUGCGGAUGGUUAACAGAAGAAUACGAACUAUGCAGCGACCCCAAUGAAUUUGUCUUCUGGGAUGCUGCCCAUCCUACCGAACACUGCUACUCUCAAUUAGCUGAGUUGUUGUGGAAUGGAACGGGUAACGUUACUUGGCCUCUUAACAUGAAGCAACUAUACGAACUCGAUAUAGACACUAAGGUUUCUUCUCAGGACAUUGAUCUUAUAGAUGUUGUAUAAUUUUUUUUUUCAGUAAAAGUAUGGAUAAUUC
This is a messenger RNA of Rubroshorea leprosula, 592 nucleotides long. Lineage: Eukaryota; Viridiplantae; Streptophyta; Magnoliopsida; Malvales; Dipterocarpaceae. The record is from the annotation of a GenBank genome assembly.